CAUCUGUUUGUCCAAAAAAAGGCCUCGGAGGGGAGGAAAGGAGGGAGCUUAGGUAACAAACCUUUCACAGGUCAUCCCACCAUCACUGUGCAUAUCCAAGCUAGCUGUGGCCACCACCCCACCUUUCCCAGCUUUUGGUGCCCUCUGCCACAGCCAUGAAGGGUGCGCUGCUCCCAUUCCUGACUCUUUGGAUGAGCUUUGAAGGGGCCUUUGCUGAGCAGAGCCUGAGGCUGAGCGCACCUACGGCCCCGCCAGUGCCACUGGCUUUGCCCACCCUGCGGCUUCCGCUCAGCCCCUCUAGGUCUUCCAACGGGCCCGACAACCCACACAGACCUGAAGAUGAGCAGCUGGAUGGGCCGCAAGGCUGGGCUUGGCUCACCCCCAAGGAGCAAGUCCACCAAGCUCCUGACUGGAAGGUACCUACUCGGAUGGGCCUGGCCCUGAGGAAGGAACCACCCCCGGUGACCUCAGGACAAGCAAAGGGUCUGGUCAAGUGGCAGGGCACCCCGCAGGCUCAGCCCAAGGCCAUGGCUGUCCUGGAGGCUGGAGCAGGGAAGCCCAAGGAGAAGCAGCUCAUACUCCUGAAGGCUGGCAUGGCUCCUGGAACCCCAAAAGGAGCAUUGGCCACAGAGGAGGGCCAGAGAAGGAAGGCAGGAGGUCGGAAAACCAUGAGAAGGGGCCCGAAGCCCAGAAGGCUGAGCAAAGAGACCUGCCGUCCAUCUCGGCCGGGAGCCUGGCACCAACAGGAGGAUCAAAGCAGAGGCUGGGGCAGUCGGAGCAGCACCUCACAGGCUGCGGGCUGUGUGUGGAAGAGGCCAGGAAGCGGGAGAGGGCCGGGGCCCAGGGUAACAAGCCUGAGCUCCAGAGAGCAGGCCGUUCCCUCCCUGCCAGCCUCGUGCCUCCUAACACAGGCAGCUAUUGCCUGUGGCAAUGCCAACAUGAAGCAUAUCCCUGCUCUGGUGGAGCCUGGCCUGACCUCACUCUACCUAGCAGAAAAUGAAAUUGCCAAGCUCCCGGCCCAUGCGUUCCUGGGGCUCCCCAACCUGGAGUGGCUGGAUCUGAGCAAGAACAAACUGGACACCCGAGGCCUGCACCCUCAUGCCUUCAAGAACUUGACACAGCUGAAGCGCCUCAAUCUGGAUGGAAAUUCACUGUCCACAGUGCCAGCCUUACCCACUUCCUUACAGGAGCUCAAACUCAAUGACAACCUCCUACAGGGCCUGCAGCGUAGCAGCUUCCAGGGGCUCAGCAACCUGCUGACACUGGAGGUGGAAGGGAACCAGUUGCAUGAUGGGAACAUCUCCCCGCUGGCUUUCCAGUCCCUGAGCAGCCUGCUCUACCUGAGGCUGGGCCAGAACCGGCUGAGGACCAUUCCACCCGGCCUGCCAGCCUCCCUGCAGGAGCUGCACCUGGGGAACAACCUGCUGGAGGAAGUGACAGAGAAUGUGCUGGACAGGAGCCAUGGCCUCACCGUGCUGGUGCUCAGCCACAACCAGCUACAGGAGGACCGACUGGCACCCCGGGCGUGGAUCGACCUCCCAAAGCUGGAAACUCUUGACCUGUCCCACAACCAGCUGGUCCACGUCCCCUCCUUCCUGCCCCGGGGCCUGAGGCACCUGACACUGCAUCACAACCUCAUUGAGCGCAUCCCGGGCUAUGUGUUUGCCCACAUGAAGCCAGGCCUGGAGUUCCUGCAUCUGUCCUACAACAGGCUGCGCACAGAGGGCGUGCACACAGUGUCCUUCCUCGGCCUGCACACCUCCCUGGCAGAGCUGUUGCUGGAUCACAACCAGCUACAGGCCAUCCCACCUGGCCUCCUGGGGCUCAAGGGUCUUCGGGUGCUGCGCCUCAGCCACAACAAGAUCAGACAGGUGCCCCUGAAUUCCAUCUGCGACACACGUGUGGCCCAGGAUUCCAACCUUAUUGCCACAUACCUGGACAACAAUCUCAUUGAUCUUCGUGGCAUCCCAUCCACGGCUUUCUCCUGCAUCCGGACCUACCACAGCGUGGUCCUUAAACCCCAGCAAGGAGAGGAGGGCUCAUAGCCCUGCCCUGCCCUGCUUACGUUUCCUAGUAUGCACAGCUUGUGGGAGGGUUCCUAGGCCAAACUUCCCUUGAUUUUUACAGCACUGGGAGAAAGUUUUAGAAGCCCCCACUGCUUGCGACAUGCCCAUUUCCCAUGACCUUUCACUCAGCAGACGACCCAUCAGAGAGCGCCGACUUCCACUUGAACACAGUGAAUGCAGCUCCUUCAAGCCCAUGGUGGGCCUCCGUCCUUCUCCACAGAUUUCAGUUGCAUGCAUUGAGAGUCCUGCCCAUGGUCUAGGUACCACUUCCCCAGCGAAGGGUUCAGAGGCAUGGUUUUCACAGUUCCUCUGCGAGCCUUCCCACCUCACCAGGGUCCCGAAGUCCCUUGCACUUGGCCUCCCUUGUUCGAGGAACCCUCUGUUCCUGAGCCCUCUCCUCCUUUAAGUGUCCCUGUCCUGGGCCAGGUCCCAUAGAGAUGGUUUGGCUGUCAAUACAGGCUAGUAUGGAAGCCCACAAUCGCUCUCUUUCAUUCAAAGGCCACGGGAGCUGGUGACUGUUGCCUAGCGGCAACUUGGGGGCCUCUCCCCUAUUCCAUGUUCCGGAGCCCUCAUCCUGGUCCCUCCGUGGACAUCCACCCUCAGACACCCUGCCAGGUUCCCGGGGUCCCACUCACAGCUCACAGAUGGGGGACUAAGAUGCAGACAAGUAAAGCGAUUUGCUCGAA
Messenger RNA from Jaculus jaculus (lesser Egyptian jerboa), 2752 nucleotides. Its product is annotated as extracellular matrix protein 2-like. NCBI's taxonomy places the organism in Eukaryota, Metazoa, Chordata, Mammalia, Rodentia, Dipodidae. The coding region runs from base 156 to 2045 and encodes 629 amino acids. Gene Ontology annotation, biological process: extracellular matrix organization; positive regulation of cell-substrate adhesion. Gene Ontology annotation, molecular function: protein binding; heparin binding; collagen V binding. The transcript has 9 exons. Gene Ontology annotation, cellular component: extracellular matrix. The record is from RefSeq and is a predicted model, not a curated record.